Pogonomyrmex barbatus (red harvester ant) is the source of this 3527-nucleotide messenger RNA. It is a transcript of the gene Neurochondrin, whose product is annotated as neurochondrin. Gene Ontology annotation, biological process: regulation of neuronal synaptic plasticity; neuron projection development; dephosphorylation. Lineage: Eukaryota; Metazoa; Arthropoda; Insecta; Hymenoptera; Formicidae. Gene Ontology annotation, cellular component: dendrite. The record is from RefSeq and is a predicted model, not a curated record. Gene Ontology annotation, molecular function: N-acylneuraminate-9-phosphatase activity.
AAAAGUGCAAGAGAGUGCAGCUAACGGUGCGGACGGACGGACGGACGGACGUUGGCGACUCGUCGAACUCUGGAAUGCGGCGCGAAGUCCGCGCGGAAGUCGAGAAGUCGCGAGGCGAAUCGAUAUGUAGUCCCCACGUCAGAGAUUCGAGGAAAGUAUUGUUUUCUAAUCAACAAAUUUUUUUGUCAUAACGACGAGAGAUUCGUUCGCAAGACGAAUGAUAUCUCGUUGCCGCUACGCGUCGUAGAUGAGAGUAAUCGAUGUUAUUAUUGAACAUGUUUAAUGUUAUUUUUCCGACAUUUUUGAUGAGGGAUAAUUGCGAGGUUGUCCGCGUCAAUACGGAAUUCCCCGAUACGACGCUUCAAAGAGAUACUUUUGACGAGCAGCUGCGAGAGUGGUAGACAGCCGCACGUGUUCCGCGUGCGUACGCGUCCGGUGGUUAUUUUUGGCCAUCGCGGUGAGUGUGUCAAAGGGCAAGGCUAGGUAGCGAGAGAACUUCGUUCUGGGAGCUCUGCCAGUUGGCUCUCGACUAUGAUACGUGACGGGCGGUGCUACAGCCGGUCCGACGCCUCCUAAAAUUACACGAUUUCGGAAAUCCCAUAACGUCGUUGGAACGUCGACGACACCGAUACUGGGAUAGCGAUAUCAAACAUAUAUCGCUUUGUCGGUCUUCAACUUUGAGAGAAGCUCACGUUUUAUAUAUAUAUAUAUAUAUUUUUUUUUCUUUUCUCUUGGUACGAUCAAGCACUAUGAGUAUACCGGAGGGAGUUGCAAAGUGCGUGGCCAUACUAAAAGCGGUGGAUACGGAUUCGGAAAAGUUUGCCGCGCUGUUCAUGGUUACCAAGCUGGUGAACGGCAAGGAUUGCGAUGCCGCCGCCAAGAAGAUGCUCUUCGAGGCCAUCGGAGCUAAGUUCCUCAAAAAAUUGCUCGCCAGCACAACCGUCCCUGUAGACUGUCCACCACAGGUGUAUAAAUCGGUAGCGUUAUCCAUUCUCUCCGCGUUCUGCAGAGAACCCGAGUUGGCCUCUCAUCCAGAUAUGGUCGGACAUAUUCCGGCGCUCUUGGAAAUAGUGUCUCAAGCUGAUGAGGAUGCACCGGAUGAUAUGCUGAUUAUCGUUAGCGAGGCUUACACCUGCCUGCAAUGUAUUGCGCAACAUCCUCCUGGGCAGAGAGCAUUGCUCGAGCAAAAAGCGAUUCCGAAGAUGUGCGAUAUUUACGCGGAAAAGAGCUUUCAGACGGAUGAAGCUUUGAACAUCUUAGUCACGUUAGUCAACACGUUUGGACCAGAGGCUUGGAAUCUAACAGACACCGCGCCUUUCCACGCGAUAAUCAAUAAGAUAGCCUUAGAUUUCGAAACAGAUCAUACGGAGAGAAAAUUCGAGCUAUGUACUAUCCUGCAGGCUCUGCUACAAUCCUGCAGAAAGGACGUGAUAACCACAAACGCGAAGGAAGAAUCUUGGCCGUUGAGCAUUCAUAAGGGUUUGAACGAUAUCUUGGGAUCAAAAAUAGGCAAGAAGCAGCGCGAUCCAGCUUUGAAACUUGCGUCCGUGAUGAUCGAUCUGUUGGGAGCGGAUUGGGCCAUGUCUGAUAAAGAAAAACCAAAGAUAUUCUUUCUUUUGCUUAUUCAGCUGGCGUCGAUUGAGGUCAGGAUGCAAUUGGAGGACAAACAGCUCAAAGCUGUGCUUGAGAAUGCUGAUUUGAUCACGGCUUGCUUCAUUAUUCUCGAAAUCUCGAUCGGCUACAUCGUUACAGAUCAACUUGAUUUAGAGCAGAAGGAAAAGCAGUCUCUAUACACAGCUCUAAAGGGCGCUUUUGCGGCUAUUAUCGGUCUGCUGAGCUCUGUAUCGAAGAUGAAAGCAUUGACGAACGUGAAAGAGAAAAUGUUCGUAUGCGCCGUGGUUAGAGUCCUCACAGCUUGGAUGGCACAAGAAACGAGCGCGAUGCGUCCUCAAGUUUACGCCGUGUUGCCGUAUGUAUUGACGGUGGCUAACGAUACCUUUUACGCAUAUCGAAACAGGAGACUAGCUGAAAAAGCCAAAUGUAAAACUAAAGCGGACGAGGGACCAUCGUCCGGAGAACCGAUCGUUCACGAACCGAUAAGCGAGACGGACAUAUUGAGAUUACUGCUGCCCGCCUUAUGCUAUUUAGCUGUGGAAGAGCCCGCUAGGAAGAUUCUCCUUCAACACAAGCAGGAUGAAAUUUUGUUCGAGUGUCUGUCCUAUCAUUGGACCAUCGUGCACUAUAAGAAGCCACCGGUACCGAGAUCGGAGCGUCUGAAGCUUCUGCAAGAUGGCAAUCGCACGGAGGAGUUGGAUACGCAGCUUUUGGAAGAGAUGAAAGACUCCAGAACUGCGAUGGUAUCCAUCUGCAACGUCUUGAUGAACAUUACCGUAUUGGAAGCGAAACUGGUGGAGGAAUCGCCUACAUUCAUCUCGCUGCUAAAAUUUAUUUACAAUAAUUUACCGGAGCUAAAGCAGAUCCCGGAAAAUCUGGUACUGCACGGUCAUCUAGCGGUCUUAGGUCUGCUGCUAAUGAAGCAACAAGCAAAACGCAUCAAGAAGAACGACUUCUCGAUAUGCCGUUACAUUCAAGCGACUAUAAGAUUCUUGUGGGAUGCGUACAUCAUCGAUGAGAGUAACGAUCCUACCGAGCUGGUAGUCUCCAUGUCUUACAAAGAACAUUGGAUGGAACUGAUGGAGCUUUGGUUUUUGGGUAUGCAAACGAUGGCCGGUGUGCUACAAGUGAUACCCUGGUUAUCGCAAUUCACAAUAGAAUCCGGCUGGGCGGAGGAAAUCAUAGAGACGUUGAAACGAGUAAAGAUCGGUGGUUUGGAGCCGAACGUCAAGUCUGCCUUUGAAGACCUGCUGUGCCACUUGGUGAAGGCCGAUGAUAACGUCGCGUCGGUUUUGAAAAAUGCGGCGCGUUAACCGUCUGUCGAAAUCAUCGUAUGAUGGAGCUCGGAAAGCGUCUCUUCGGGGAUUAAGAUUGAACAUUGAGAAUAUUAAGAACUGUAUAGCUUCUGGAUUUUUUUGUAUUACGCACGAGCGAUGUAAAGAAAUUAUUCAAAAUUGUAAAAAUAGCAAAAGGUUAAUUAAGGCGAGCAACUAAUCGAAACUUUGUACAAAGAGCAGUUUUGUAAAGUAGCUUCUUUAGUAUUUUGCGAUUUAGAUAGAUUUAUUAUUUUACACGUCUCUUGGAUAUGAUAUUCGAAAUGCGUAUGUGCGCAUAGUCCAGUGUAUAUUUAGACGGCAUCACGUCUGGAAAUAGUUUUCUGGCAAGCAAGAAAGUUAAGAAACGAAUCGCUCGAAGAAACACACUUCGUAAAUUACGGAGGUACAUUACUCGUUCUUACAUGAAGCUUUGAUACGUAUGUUCAUUUAUCAGCUAUUAUCGAGUGUGCUUCUAUCACUUCGCUAUUGCGGAAGCGGAGAUUGUUGUAUCGAUGUUAUUAUGAUCUUAAGAUGCUUUGAUGAAAAUUUUGUAAUGACAGAAAAAUGCUUUCUUAUUAAACGGAAGAAUUUUGUAAA